This is a messenger RNA of Aricia agestis (brown argus), 2088 nucleotides long. RefSeq names its product large subunit GTPase 1 homolog (gene Ns3). Gene Ontology annotation, biological process: ribosomal subunit export from nucleus. The record is from RefSeq and is a predicted model, not a curated record. The coding region runs from base 158 to 2044 and encodes 628 amino acids. Gene Ontology annotation, cellular component: cytosol. The transcript is spliced from 10 exons. Lineage: Eukaryota; Metazoa; Arthropoda; Insecta; Lepidoptera; Lycaenidae. Gene Ontology annotation, molecular function: GTPase activity; GTP binding.
AUGCUGUUUUCCAUGUUUUCAGUGUUUUUGCGUUGUGAUUUUAAUGUAUAUUUCACAAAUAAUUGAAAUACCAAUUUAUUUGUCACUCUAUAAAUCUAUAAAACGAACUGUGAAACCCACGAGCUGAAUUUCAUACGAUACCCAAUCACAUGUAAAAAUGGGGAAGAAAAAUAAGGAUUCUCUAGGAAGAUCACUUAUCAAGGAUAGAUUUGCUAAAAACAGGCACAGACGACAUGUUGAGGACAAUACGUUAUUGCAUACUACAGAAGUGAAUGAUGGAUAUGACUGGGGUCGCCUCAACCUGCAAUCUGUCACAGCAGAGUCUUCGCUGCAGGAGUUUCUGUCUACCGCUGAACUUGCAAAUAGAGAAUUUGUCGCUGAGAAGUUGAAUGUGAAAUAUGUUAAAUCAGCACCAUUAGAAGUAGAACUAGUCACAUCUCAACCUGAUUUUGAUGAACCAUUAACAGUGCCUAGAAGACCUCUAUGGACACCGGGAAUUGAAGUAGAGGAACAGUUAACCAGAGAGCGAGAUGCCUUCCUCGACUGGCGAAGACACCUCAAUGAGCUUCAGGAGAAACUCGGAGCUGCAGUCACACCCUAUGAGAGGAACCUGGAGCUCUGGAAACAGCUGUGGAGAACUCUGGAGAAAUCAGACAUUGUCUUAAUCUUAUUAGAUGCUAGAAACCCACUUUUGUUCAGGUGUAAAGACCUAGAAAAGUAUGCAGAAGAACAAAAUUGCAAAUGUAUAUUGUUAUUGAACAAAGCUGAUCUUACUUCAGAGUAUUUGAGGAAAUGUUGGGCAGAAUAUUUCAGUCAAGAGAAAAUUCCCGUUGUGUUCUUUUCGGCAGCAAAAAGCAUGAAAGAAAGAAAAAUAUCAGAAGAAUCCAGUAAUAGUAAAGAAGAAAAUUCUGACACAGAAUCUGUUGAAAGUGAAGAAGAUUCAGAUGAUGAGUUAGAUGAGACAGCAAAGGAUAUCGAAAUGUUUAAAAGACAGCUGGGUGAAAUAGAUACAGCGGUUAAUAACACAGCAAAUAGAAUAAACUCAAUCCAAGCAGCUUUAGACAAACUUCUUGAAAACAUACACCUAGGUAAACCUGUAGAAGAUAUAUCUAUUAAAGAUGACAAUGAAAAAGAAGAUUCCACAGAAGAAUCAAAAGAAAAUUCAGAAGAAAUAAACAAAGAAGUGAAAAAUUCAUAUGAGGUUUUCGACAGAGAUCAGUUGGUAGAAGUUUUGAGGGCACAGAAACCAAGUAAAUUGAAGAAUCCGCCUCGGUUAACAGUUGGAAUGAUAGGAUACCCAAAUGUCGGAAAAUCCAGCUCUGUUAAUAUCUUGAUGCAAACUAAGAAGGUCAGUGUGAGCUCCAUGCCGGGUCACACUCGUCAUAUCCAGACCUUAAUCCUGGACGAGGACAUCGAGCUGCUGGACUGCCCCGGACUGGUGCUGCCGGCGUACGCGGUCGCGCCCGAUCUGCUGUUGACCGCAGUGCUGCCGAUCGACCAGAUGCGAGCCCACGACGCCGCGAUGGCUCGCCUCUGUCAGCUGGUGUCGCGACACACGUUCGCCGCCAAGUACGGCCUGCUGCUGCCCGAGUACGACGACAGUGACCUCGAGUACAAGAAGAUACUGACGGCGCACGCGUUCAACCGCGGCUUCAUGACGGCUGCGGGCCAGCCUGACGUGUCCCGGUCCGCGCGGCUGCUGCUGAAGGACGCGGCGACCGGCCGCCUGCACUGGGAGCAGACACCCCCCGGGUACCCCCCGGCGCCCACCGAGUUUGUGGAGGUGAUGGGGGAGAAGAGGAAACCCACGCCGAGGGAGGCUAGAGCCGUGGAGGGUUGGCUUACAAAAGAGUCUGAAAUUGAUAACACUUUCUUUGCGAAAAACAAAGGCGCAGCGCAUGUUAAAGGAAAACCAAUGAUUGGUAUCGGUCCUCAACCAGACAUCCCCGUCAAAGGUAAACCGUGGAAGCAAGAGAAGAAACACGCGAACAAAAACAAGAAGGAGAAGUUGAGGAGAGUGUACGCGCAUUUAGACGAGCACUAGCGUAGCGGUGUAAGUCAUAAAAUACAAUAAAAUCAUAUUCUUAU